Molecule: messenger RNA, 375 nt
Organism: Symbiodinium sp. CCMP2456
Lineage: Eukaryota; Dinophyceae; Suessiales; Symbiodiniaceae
Source: the annotation of a GenBank genome assembly
GUGCCCGGAUUCCUCGAGUGUAGCACGACGCAUUUGUCGAUCUUCGGUGGCAUUGUGGACGUGAUCCUGCGUAACGUGCAGCUUGCGCUUAGCUGCAGUACCCUUUCGUCACUGGUGAACCUGGAGGCCUUGAAGAAAAUGGCACAACCGGAAUGGCUUCAACGUCCUGCUGCUGUGGUGACCUUUCUCUCUGCUCUAGUCUUUCUGUUGGCGCUUCUGAUGACACACCGUUGGGAUCAACAGUCCUUGAAGACGCUUCCGUGGAAUGAGAGGGAGAACUUGCUCAUGCGUGAUCUCAAGGCCAGCAUCCUCGGCCCCGGCGGCACCAGAGGCAAAGAAGGUGCAGGAGCCAGCAGGCGACAUGCAGAAGAUUGA